This is a messenger RNA of Cyphellophora attinorum, 705 nucleotides long. RefSeq lists its product as uncharacterized. The record is from RefSeq and is a predicted model, not a curated record. Bases 1 to 705 code for a protein of 234 amino acids. Lineage: Eukaryota; Fungi; Ascomycota; Eurotiomycetes; Chaetothyriales; Cyphellophoraceae. Gene Ontology annotation, molecular function: telomerase RNA binding; telomeric repeat DNA binding. Gene Ontology annotation, cellular component: telomerase catalytic core complex. The transcript has a single exon. Gene Ontology annotation, biological process: telomere maintenance via telomerase.
AUGGCUACUCCUCAUGCAGAGUAUGGUAUAGUGGUCAACCCGGAAAAGACGUUGGCAAAUUUUGAAGCAGCAAUCGGCACUCACAAGAUUCCGAGACAUGCAGGCGAGGACUUCCCUUACUGCGGUGUCACAAUCAACACUACGGAUCUGCAGCUCGGAAAAGAUCGCCAGAAGAAGGAUCUCGUUGUUGCACAUGGAUUGACUGUAGACACCACGAAGAGACUCGGGAUGGCGUUUGCUCGCAAAGUCCGUCUCUCUUUCGUUCAGCAGCUUCAUCGCAUGCUCAUGGACGACGAAUUGAACCAGCCUUGGAGGAGACUACUCACACUCCUGGAGGCCUUCGAAGAGACAGCUAUGAAGAUGUAUCAGUAUGUCCGCAACCUCCCGAAAGGACGGCAGCCUUCGCCGAUCCAAAUGAUUCGAGUCGUUGGUGAACUUGGUCGCUUGGGUUUGCGGAACGGUCGAUCGGGUUGUAAGGGCAGUAGCGAUCAGACAGCAUCGUGCCUAAGCCGGCGGGAGAUCAUCUGGGCACUGUCGAGUGCAUUCUUGCAUGUCUUUGGGAAGAAGCAGGCCCAGCAUGGUGCUUUAUUGGAGCAUUUGCGGCUGUUGAAGACGGCAAGCCAGCACGGCCUGCGGGUCGAUAAUUCGCGGCUGAGACAGCUGCUUGUACAACGUGAUGCGACAUUUGUAGAUUAUGUGUAUUAG